Brassica oleracea var. oleracea is the source of this 695-nucleotide messenger RNA. Its product is annotated as E3 ubiquitin-protein ligase EL5-like. The record is from RefSeq and is a predicted model, not a curated record. The transcript has a single exon. Bases 86 to 523 code for a protein of 145 amino acids. Lineage: Eukaryota; Viridiplantae; Streptophyta; Magnoliopsida; Brassicales; Brassicaceae. Gene Ontology annotation, biological process: protein ubiquitination.
CAUCAAGAUAAACCUUUAUAAAUACACACCUUCAGACUGAGCCUUUGUUAGUUGUGCCAUAAUCUUCAAAACACUUUCUCCGACGAUGUUUCUCGAAUCUGUGAUUAGAUUCUCCCAGUUGAUCGGCGAAUCCGUCAUUAUGGCCUCCGUCGUCGUCUUAUCUCUCCGUCUCUUCCUUAGAUUGGCGUGUUUCCUCGCCAGCCGUCCGUGGCGCCGCUACCGUACAUUCACCAUUCGCCGCCGGAGAUGGGGGAAGAGAACGGCGGAGGAAGAUGACUCAUCGCCGUACUGUUCUAUUUGUCUUCAAGAUGCGGCGGAGGGAGAGAAGAUGAGGCGGUUAACGGCGUGCAGCCACUGUUUCCACGCCGACUGCAUCGACCCGUGGCUGGAGAAACGGUCCACGUGUCCUCUGUGCAGAGCUCAAGUCCCGCCGGUGCCGACGGGAAACCCCCUGCUUGCGUUGAUUGUUCCUCCCGGCGUGAUUGAGUUAUUCACGAAAGGAACCUUUUCCUCCGAUGCGUAGGCUUUUAGCUAUUUAGUCGUCAUUACAUUUGUUCUUUAAUUAAUUAAAAGGCUUAAUUAAACUUAAGUUUAUCGAUAUUUUAUCACAUCUGUCGGCAAUAUCAUCUUUAGAAACCAUGGGGUGGUGGACUAAUGGUGUUGAGACAGUUUCCCCGCCAAUACGGACCCUGCUA